This is a messenger RNA of Lentinula edodes (shiitake mushroom), 735 nucleotides long. RefSeq lists its product as uncharacterized. The transcript has a single exon. The annotation marks the transcript as partial. Lineage: Eukaryota; Fungi; Basidiomycota; Agaricomycetes; Agaricales; Omphalotaceae. The record is from RefSeq and is a predicted model, not a curated record.
ACCAAGUUGCAGCAGAAAAUUUUGACAAAUGUAGACCGACAUUGUCCGUUUCGCGAACUGGGUCCUUCGCGGGUUACUAGCCGCAACGGCGCAUUUGCACCUCAGAAUAUCAAUUCACGCGAGGGAAUCUUCAGUGGUCUUGUUUUCCGAGGCAUCUUAUUCAACACCCGUGCUCUCCAAGAGCAUGAGCAUUCUGGAUUCUUUGAGUCCUGGGGAGCUUGGGAGAGCUUUGUAGCUAUCCACCAGGAGAAAGGUGAAGGCUAUAUGUGUAACCCACAUGUCUAUGGAAGAACAAAUGGUCGCUCACCUAGAAAUGCAUGGCGCUUCUGGAUUGGUAGUCAAAUUCUUCACAAUAAACUUUUGCAGGAACCCAAUAUCACCUUCACCAACAUGGUCAAUUUCAUCACUACUGCAAAGGGUCCCGAUUCAAAAACACUUUUUCCAACUUUUGGAAUCCUGACAGCAUACUUAUUUACGGUCGAUCUAGUCUAUGCAGGUCGCAUCCCCUUCCCUCCUUUGAAGGAGGUUUCAGAAAUGAUUUCCAAGUUGGACAAAGGCGGUUCGCGGGGCCUCAUGAAAAUUGGAAUAUCCUUGGACGGUACUUCCAAGCACCUGGCAAAGGGAUUUGUUGACCUUUUUGACUUUUUGAACAAGGAUAGAAAAUUUUCAAGUAUAAAGGAAGGGGUAAUAUUCGAUCCUUUUAUGUUAGAACAUUCUCUUUGUAAGGCUAGCCGC